This is a messenger RNA of Psammomys obesus (fat sand rat), 9420 nucleotides long. It is a transcript of the gene Ccdc187, whose product is annotated as coiled-coil domain containing 187. Gene Ontology annotation, biological process: microtubule anchoring. Gene Ontology annotation, molecular function: microtubule binding. The coding region runs from base 5 to 6388 and encodes 2127 amino acids. Lineage: Eukaryota; Metazoa; Chordata; Mammalia; Rodentia; Muridae. The record is from RefSeq and is a predicted model, not a curated record. Gene Ontology annotation, cellular component: centrosome. The transcript is spliced from 27 exons.
GCCCAUGAGGUCUCAGUGCUUGGACAGCUGGGAUGUGGACAGCUCAGUGUCGUCUGGCCGAAUCUCUGGCUCCUCAGGGGGGCAUGAGUCAUGUGCACUUUUCCGUGGGCCCUGGAAGGAAAGGCCACCCCUCAUGUUGGGGCCCCAGCGUCAGCCCAGGAGGAGUAACCCUCGUCUGGAGAAGCUGAGGGACAAGAUCCGAGCUCAGGCACAGUGGCAGGCUAGCUGUGCCUCCCUGGGUACCUCUGUCCCCUCUAGUGCCUCCUGCCUCUUCAAGACCUCCUCAACAAUGCCAAGAUGGAAGACCCCCAAGGUGACAAAUGCUCUCCCGGGGCCCAGUUGCCGAGGGUCAGGUAUUUUUCGUGCAGCUGAGUAUAGAAGCAAAGACAGAGCACCUCUCAACUUGAGACGGCAGCGCUCAAGGGUUCUCCAGCACCAUACUUUAGUUCCAAGGACAAACAUCAAAAGGAACAGAAGUGCUUCUUGCAAAAGAGAGAUCCCAAAGUCAUCUAUACCUUACAGAACUACCAAGAGCAGAGAUUCUGAGUUGUCUGGUGUGUAUGCCUGGAGAAAAGGACAAGCCCUGGUGAGGCAGCUGCUUGGCCCCCCUCCUGUCCUCUCACGGCUCCAGAGCAAGGCCCCUGCCACGGAAUUAGGCUCUAACAAGAAAGCAGCAGUUGUUGAGGACUCAUCUGCCCAUGCCUGGUUAUCUAAGCCCACCUUUGCCAAUAGCGACCAGCACAGACCCAGCCAUGAUCAGUCAGCAACUAUCCAAGGUGCCAUGAAGGUCCUACAAGACCUGCGCCAGCAAAUCCAGGCUGGUCUGGAGCUUUCCAGGCACACCAGGAUGGCAAGGAAGCUCUCACCAUCAAAAUCAAAGCCACAGAACCUGGCAGAGAAGAAGCAGCAGGGACCCCAAACCACCCGGGACCUGCACGGCUCCUCAAAGAGUCCUUGGACUGUGACAGAAUGGGAAGGCUUUUCCUUGGAUGGGGCUAGGAACUUGUACGGCCAGCAACACUGGAAAAAAGCCUUGACUGAGCAGAGGACCGCACAGAGACAAGACACCUCCUUCCAGAGGCCUGUGAACACUCCAGAAACGCCAAGUUCCUUCUCACAGCGGCCCUGGAGUACCCUGGCUUGGCAGACCUAUCCACAGAGAAUCCGGGAAGCUCAGGGGCAGGACAUCCCCUUCCAGAGGCCUGGGAGCACUCCAGAAACACCAAGUUCCUUCUCACAGCAGCCCUGGAGUGCCCUGGCUUGGCAGACCUAUCCACAGAGGCCCCAGGAAGCCCAGGGGCAGGACAUUCCCUUCCAGAGGUCUGGGAUUCCCCUUAAAAAAGCAAGCCCCUUCUCACAGCGACCCUGGAGUGCUCUGGCUGGCCAGGCUUGUUCACAGAGGACUUCCACAGCUUGUAAAGAUUGGGAGGUUUCUGAGCCCAGUCCACGGAGCUCUCUGGCUAGGCCACAUCCUGCUCCCCAGCAGCCCUUGAGUAGUUCUUUUGUGCAGAGAUCCAGUCCCUACAGCAAGGGAGAAAGCGCUGUUCCGCCUCUUUCAAAAGUCAAAGCAGCUUGGCCAGAGCCUACCCAGGCCUUCCCUCAGAGCAAACCAGCAAAGGAGCAGGACACACGGAAGGCCUCACCCUGUGUAAGGCCAUGGGUGUCUCUGCGUCAGUCACAUAGCUUUGAGUCUUUGCAGAACUUUAUUCAUCAGAAGGCCCAGACUGAAUGGCAGCAGGCCAGGGAAGAGAAGGCCUUGGCUGCACACACACUGGAGCUGCGGAACCAGAGGCUGCAGGAGGUAUACCGGAAGCAGCAAGAGGCCAUCCUUGGCAAGACCAUCCCUGUGGUUUCCCAGAAGAGCCAUGGCAUUGUCACCUUUGUUCCCAGUACCAUACAGUCUGGGGGCCUGGAAGCCCCUGAAAGCCUGGGAGCAACACCACUGCGGAAGUGGAGCAAAGUAACAUCUGGCAUGGUGCUUGGGGACCAGGAGGCUCCGGACAGCUUCUGUCUGUGUUUGAAUAAGCCGUGGAAUCGCGCUGAGACCCAGGACAUUGGACGCCCCCAGGAAGGCUAUAAGCAGGCCCGGCUGCAGGCACUGGAGACCAUGGCUGAGGUCCUCAAGGAGCGCAUUGACAUCCUAACCACAAAGCUACACAAGUCAACACCACAGGACACAGCUGCAGACCUGGCCUCAGACCUGCUGCCCUUGGACCCCAGCAUGGCACCUGCUGCCCCCACACUCACUCCUCCCUCUUGCCUCGGAACCUUAAUGUCUACAGGGGGUAGAGAAGCUCCCCAGGCCAAGCCCCUUCUCCCCAGCACCUACUUCCAGGAUGGGGCAAGAAGGCCAUCAAGACCUCCGUGCUCUGCAAGUCCUGUGUCUAGCACCCCUGCCUCAGCAUCUCAGGCCAUCCCGCACACUCAGCCUUGUCCUGCUGGCUCAAGUUAUGGGGCCCUUUCCAAGAGUACCACAGAGGAGAGACACUGGGAUCUGGAGAAGAAGCUGCAGAGAGAAAUGGCCGCCCUCCAGACCCUUGGUGCCUGCAUGAGGAGCUCACUUGGGGUGUCAGCUGCACCAGCCCCCACUUGUGGCUCCCUUUGGCAGGAGGAGAUGUCAGAAGCCAAAAGGGCAGGCUUGGUAAUGCCCGGGACCACCCAGAGCUGCGGUCAGCAGGAACCUGAGGGGCCACAUUCUGGAGGCCUGCAUGGUGGGCAUCUGGCCAAUCUACAGCUGAAAUCCCUGAGCUUUCUUGAGUCACUGAAGCUGGACCAACAGAAGCAGGAGCAAGCACUGGACCUUCUGCGGCAGCAGGCAGAGCAGGAGGUCUGGGAGACGCAGAUGGCACUGGAUGAACUUGUCUUCAAACACCAGCUGAAGCAGCUGAUGGAGAAAACCUCAGCCCAGCAAAGGCUGAAAAGGACGUUGAAACUGGAGCAGCAGCAGAUGUGUGCCGGCCUAGAGCCGAGCACGUUCUCUCUCAACACCAUGAGGACUGGAUUGAACUCACCACCCUCCCCACAUAGAGACAACACCAAGUCCUCGAAGUACCCUGGGGAGGCAAAGGCAGUUUUUGCAGGUCUCAUGUCAAAGCCUCAGCUUACAAGGCCACCAGUCCCUUCCAGCAUUGCCUCAAGAUCCAGUGUGAAGCUCUGUGUCAGAGGACCCAACCAAGGCCUGCUUUCUCUCUCAGAGCCGAUGCAGCAGGACCUAGCCUCCUCCCAGCUGGCUGUAGCCAAGUUCCACUCUUCAGACAGCUCUACCUACCAGUGGAGCAUAGAGAGACCAGAGCCAGGAACCGAAAGGUCCAGAACCUUGCACCAUUUCACUAUCGCAAUGCUAGAGCAGAAUCUGAGAGAUGAAGAGUUGCAUUCACAGCACCAGGCUGCAGCGCUACGACUGCGUGAGCUGGCGCUGGAGGAAAAGACCUGUGCAGAGCUGGCCUUCCUGGAGCAUCAGAUGGGGUGCUUGGGUAAUGUGGGGCAUGAAGCAGCACAGGCCACUCUGUGGGAAAAGCAACAACAAGUCUUCGGCAGACUUGAGAAGGAAUGGAGGGACAUCCAGUACCUGAAGAAGGUGUACUUGUCCCUGCACCGUGGCAGGAAGCAGCUCCUGCACCAUCAGCAGUCUGUUCUCAAUGUGCAGCAGUCUGUGGCCUACCUGCAGCAGGAGCUCCAGGACAGAACCCAGCUGCUGCAGAGUUGCAGCCCCGAUGUCAAGGCUGCUUGGAAGGGGGUCUCUGAGGCAAGUCAUAAAAUGAAGGAACACAGGCCUGGAAGCCCCCAAAGCCACUACCUCCAGGAAAUCUCUGAGAGCUUGGAAGUUGCACACCUUCCCCCUGAGCAGAAGGAAGUGAAACCUCUCCAGAUAACUUCAGUAGCAGAUCAGCACCUGCAUACUCACAGGGUCAAGUGGGCAAACGACACAUCUGGGACUGGAGACCCACCCAUGGAGAGUGGACAUGACAGCCAAGGACCUGGAGAACAGCUUUGUGUAUCUCUCCCUGGUCUGCUGGACUUGAACCCCCUGGACCCUAAGCAUCAGAAAAAACCAGCCUUUCCUGCCAUUAAGGAAGAUGGCAGUUCAGCCUCUCAGCUGAUGCCACAGGAGACCAAGGAGCUGGCUCUUCCAGGAGACCUGCACGCUAAACCCAGUGCAGCUGGGGCAGUGGAGAGGCCCUUGGCUACUACAUACAGCCGUGCUUGGAGCCUGCAUAGACAGUGUGGGCAGUCCCUAAAUGGAGAUGGUCCUUGUCCCCAGGAAGCCAGAGUGGCUGAAAACACAACAAACCAAGGGCUGGAUGUUUCUAGAAGCCUUGAGGGGGAACCCCAGGAAGAGGCACACUGGCAGUCAGAGCAGCACAGGGGAGAAGCCUGUCCACAGGAGAACACAAACAUCCCCUUGGCCCACCCGGGAGCUGAGCAGGAGGCUGCUUCCCCAGCUCCUGUGGCCUGUGAAGAGGAGGCACAGCCUGCCUGGUAUCUAGACAGCCCUCCAUCCCAGCCUGCUGCUAUCUUGGACCUGUGUUCUGAGUCUGCUUCUAGUUCAAGGUCUUCAGGAGUCCCAGCCUUAUCCCUCACCCCUUCAGUGGGGUCAACAAGCAGCCUUUCCUGUUCAUCUCUUCUGGAGUUUCAGAAAGCUACGGCCACCCUAGUCCAGCUCUCUAACAGUUUCACAUCCCUGUCUGAGUUAGACUCUGAAGAUAGCAUGCAUGCAGACCCCAGUUCGCCUAGGGAGCUUUCUGCUCAUGCUUCCUGGGAGGAGCCUGGCCUGCCUUCACGCUGGGGCCUCCACCAGGGCCCUUCUCAACUGGAGAGGGUUCCUGGGAAUGUAGGUGAAGUGACCCUGCCCAGACUGGAAGGCAGUGGGGCCAGACUCCUGAGUGGCUUCUCUGAGGAGGCAGCUGUGGCAGGAGGCUCAGAACCAGAGUCCAGCUUCCUUCUGGCAGGCUGGCCAUUGUUACCUCCACAUGCUCCUUCUCCGAGAUCAGGGUCAGAGCUAUCAGAGUCCUCCAGCCAAAUUUGGGAAGAGAACAGUGAGGAUAACCUUGUAGACCCUAGUCCUUGUGUUGAGCCAGCCUCAGCGAGCUCCUUACCUGAAAAUGGUUCCUUGGGCCUGGAAGGCAGUAGAGGGCCCCAUACCAGUCAUCCCUUCCCGGGCUUGGGGGAAGCUUCCAGAACCAGUAGGAGCCUGACUGAUCCGUUGAAUACAGGGGAAACCAGGCAGGUGUCCCCUGUGGCCACCUUCACAGUGUUCCCACCCCAGAGACCUUCUACCAAUGAUUCAACUUUGUCACUGUCCUUUCCUUUGGGCACGUCCACCUCUGAAAGGGCAGGUCUCAGUAAAGAAAACAUGGCUGCUGAGGCCUCAGCUGGCUGCCAGGAGGAGCCCCAGGAUAUAAAUACAAGUCCACGCAUGCAGAGGAAGACCCUUGAUCCUAAGGGACCCCCGACCCUACAGGCUCCUUCUGAGGAUGGAGCCCCCCUUGUCACAGAGGUAGCCAGUCCCUCAUGUGUAGAUGGCUUCUUGAGUGAAAUACUGUCUCCUGUGGAUGAGGAGCUGUCUUAUGGAAGUGGGGACCUUCCAUCCUCCAUCCACAGGGACACUCACCUCCCUCCACCACCUCCCACCCCCCAAGCAAAGAGUGACAUCAAUGAGCCCAGCUCAGAAGACUUCCCUUCCCCACCUGAGGAGGCCAUGUUUCCAGGUGACUUACUGGGCACCCUAGGAGAAGAUACGUCCAUUACUGCUGGGGACGUGUCCUCUUUAUCUGAGGCUCUGGGGCCACAGGAGUCAGGGAACUUCUUGGAAGCAUCUAAACAAGAUGGAAGUUUAGAUGGCUCAAGUUUAAAAUCUCCCUUGAGUAAUUGGGGAGUCAGUGCCCCUGGAUGGUCCCCAAGACUGUCAGUUCAAUCCUUGAGUCUAUCCCCAGUAGCUUGUGUAGCCAGAGAGGAUCUUGAGGCCUCAGACAAUCGAAGUGGACCCCGGGAAGUGGUGCAGUGUCUCCAGGGUACAGAACACCUCUUAGACGGAAGGGUAGGCACAUCCUCACCCCCCUGGCCUGCACCUGCUAAAGGCCCACCGCCAGGCCGGGAGCCCUUGGUACCCAGUGGCCAGGCUGAGUCCCUCAAGCACACUAGUGAGAAAGAGAAGGGAGGCCAGAGCUACUGGACAGAGGACCAGCCCAAGCUCCAGGAUUUGUUGACCAGACAGCAGCUCCCUAGGAGAGACUGGGCUUUUGAUCAUGUCUCUGAAGGUGCCUAUGCUGAUCUUAUAGGGACAAAAGAUGUUGGGCCAGUGGCUGUGGUGUCCACCCAUCUCAGCAGGAGGAUCUUGUGUGACUCUCUGGCUGCAUUGUCAUUACUGGUCCCUGGAGACAGCACCUAGGCAUGUACUCUGAAAAAUGAUAGCUCAUAGACUUAUGACAUGCACUCUCUCUCUGCCUCUGUCUGUGUCUCUGUCUCUCUCUCUCUCUCUCUCUCUCUCUCUCCCUUUCUCAGUCUGUCUGUCUGUCUGUCUCUCUCCACAAGAACCUGAUUUGAGGGACCUGGGCUUCCCAUUGUGGGUUGUCUGUCACACCACAUCUGGCUGGCAGGACAGUUAUCUGAAACAGUCAGUAGUCAUGGGUGAGAGUCUCUCAUACUGAAUAGACUGCCUCUCCAUGGGCAGAGUAAUUCCCUGAAUUUCCCACAGCUUCUGUCAGGUUCUGAAAGGGUCCAAACCUCAGUGACUGAGGCAUGCACAUUAAAGGCUAUGUAGGAUGGUGUCGAAUGGCUGACCAAGGGAAGUCCAGGAGGUCAGUAGCUCCAGCUAGAAUGAGGUAGUAUCGGAAUCAGUGAGGCCAAAGGGAGAAAAGUAGUGUUGGGGGGGGGGGAGAGUAAUAACCCACCAGGGAAAAAGUGAUCAGAGUACGCUAAAGAGAUGUCUUGGGCUUUUCUUAGUGUGCAAAUGCCUAGUGUUCACCUGCCUUGUGUGUGUGUGCAUGUGUGUAUGUGUGUGUGUGUGUGUGUGAGAGAGAGAGAGAGAGAGAGAAUCUGCAACAUGUGUGCAGGUGCCCUUGGAGCCCCAAAGAGGGUGUCAGAUCUCCUGGAGCUAGAGUUGCAGACAGUUGUGAGCCUCUUGAUUAUAGGUACUGGGAACUGAACUUAGGUCUUCUGCAAGAACAAGAAACACUCUUAAUCACUAAGUCAUCUCUCUAGCUCUUAAUUUUAUUGUUUUGUCUUUUUUUUUUUUUUUUUGAGACAGGGUCCCUCUGUGUAGCCCUGGCUGUUCUAAAACUUACUCUGUAGACCAGGCUGGCCUCCAGCUCUGAGAUCCACUUGCUCAGAAAUCCACUCUUAAAUGCUGGGAUUAAAGGCAUGCAUCACCACUGCCUGUUCUAGCACUUGACUUUUAAAAGUAGUGUGUGUGUGUGUGUGUGUGUGUGUGUGUGUGUGUGUGUGCGCGCGCGCGUGCGCGCGCGCGCAUGCCAUGGUCCUUGUGUGGAGGUUAGAGGAUGACUUUUGGGAAUUGGCUCUUUCCUUUUGCAGUGGGCUCCUUUUGCAGUGCGGCUUGCAUGACAAGUGCCUUUACCAGCUGAGCCAUCUGUCUCGAGUUUUGAUUUUUGUGAUUUUUUAUAUAGGUUUAGGAAGUGACUUUAGAGGUCCUCAUACUUGCAAGGCAAGUGCUUUACCAACUGAAAUAUCUCUUCAGUCCAAUCUAGAUCUUGCUAUGUCUGUUUCCAACAGAUUACUUGUGGCUGAGGGACAUUUGUUCAUCCUGUGGAGAUAAAGGGCAGAUAAUUGGUCACUCCUGACAAGCAAGUCCUCAGGGGCUUGGAGUCUUUCUUCGUCCUGUGAUUUUUUUUUUUCUUUCAUGGGGCUUGCUGGGACACUGAUUUUCUCAGGAACACAGUGAGUGGGGGCCAAAGAAAACAUCUUGUGCCUUGUAGGCCUGGCUGAUUAUACCAAGGCCCAGAAUAUCUCCUUUAUUCCCUGGGGGCUUUCUAGGACAGAAUGACCACAGUGAUCAUUGAAAGUGUGGGCAGGUGACACAGGUGGCUCUUGCACAAGAAAGCAGUGGCCAUUCUUUACAAGAAUACUGUCUUCCCUCAGGACGUACAUCCAGUGACUUGUUGACCCAACCACACAGGGUUUGUGUGGGAAGAAGCCACCUGCUUAAUGGUGAGAACGAGACCAUCUUGCAAUGCUCGGCACCUCACUCAGCUGGGGCUGGGCUCACCAGGGCAGAGGAGCUCUACAGAGAGCGGAGUGGCUCUGGGAUGGGAUCGGUGGCUCUGGGAUGGGAUCGGUGCCCCAGGAGAACAGAACAAUUUGGGGACAUGUGUAAGAGUGAGCACAUCCACUAAAGCAGUGACUCUGUCAGGUUAAUUUGAACUCAUGUACAUCUCUCUGCCUCAGAUUCCCCCAAAUACUGGGAUUACAGACAUGAGCUGCUACACUCUCGAAAGGAAGUGGCUUUUACACAAAUCCAGAUAGUCAGUCUUUUCGGAGGAAGCAGCUUUCAAAUCUCUCUUCUGAAUCAUGGCAUCAGGCUCACAUAUACGGUUGGAACUCCCAGAGGUUGCUUUCUGUGUCCUAAAUCAUGUGUGUGCACAUGGGUAUGUACAGUGUGCAUGCUUGUACAUAAUGGGUGUGUGUAUCUAAUAGCAUCCAUUCUCUGUUUGUUGAUGCAUAUCCACUAUUCACCUUGCUAGGUCUCAUAAAGACAUUGUUUCCCAAUGCAGCAUGUACUUUGACUGCAGUCAUCCUCCAGCCUGCUCUUUCUCCCUCCCCCAUUCCCUUCUUUCUGUUUUUCUCAUGUCUUAUUUUAAUCAUUAAAAACUAUGCUUGUAGCCAGGUGGUAGUGGUACACACCUUUGAUCCCAGCACUGGGAGGCAGAGGCAGGCAGAUAUCUGAGUUGGAGGCCGGCCUGGUCUACAGAGCAAGUUCCAGGAUAGCGAAAAACCUAAACAGAGAAACCCUGUCUCGGAAAAACAAAAAACAAAGCAACUAAAACAACCAAACAAAACUAUGCUUAUGAAUAAUCUGUGCCGAUGACAUCGCUCCACGGAAAGGCAGGGUCACAAAGAUGUUCAGUUCAGUGAUCACGGGAAACCGCUCACAUCAAAGCAUUUGAGACCAGGCAUGGUGGUGCACGCCUGUAAUCCCAGCACUUGGUAAGGCACAGGCAGGUGGAUCUCUGUGAGUUUGAGGUCAGCCUGGUCUACAAAGCAAGUCCAGGAUAGCCAAGGCUACACAGAAAAACCCUGUCUCGAAAAACAAAAAAAACAAAACAAAACAAAACAAAAUAACAAUACUCCACCCCCAAAAAACCAAAACAACAACAAAAAAAGCAGUUUAAAACUUCAUGUGGUAGCCAAGUAAUAUGCAUAAUUUUGUUUUAUAAUCUGUUUUUAAAAAUUAAAAACACUUAAAUA